UGUUCCUCCGCCGCAGCCCCGCUCUAAACGGAGCGGCUCCUCGGGACGCGGCAGGGCACAGUGAGUGGGGAGCGCCCGGGGAGCCCGGCCGCCUCUGCCCUGGAUCUCCCGCGGCGCCCGCCGGCCCCGGCCCGGGCCCCGCCCCGGCUCCGGCUGCGGCCCCGGCCCGCCGGCAGGUGACCCCCGCCCGGCGCCGGCUGCAGCAUGACCUGACCGCUGGGCGGCCGCCCCCGCCCCGGCCCCGGCCCGGCAGCGCGCCCCGUGCCCCCGCUAGACACGCGCGGCUCCCGCCUCCUCCCGCUGCAGCGCCGCCCGCGCCCGGCCCCGGCCCGGGCCCCCAUGGACAUCGCCGCCGGCCCCGAGUCCCUGGACCGCUGCUUCGGCCGGGGCCCGCCGGACCGCGCCGCGAUGCUGGACGGCAUCAAAGUGGAAGAUCGGCCGCUGCGCUCGGGCGCCGCCGCCCUGGGCGUGUUGCUGGGGUCCGAGUGUCAGAACCAGGCGGUUUGCGAGGGCUGCCAGCGGCCGAUCUCAGACCGUUUUCUGAUGAGAGUGAACGAGUCUUCCUGGCACGAAGAGUGUUUGCAGUGUGCAGUGUGUCAACAAGCCCUCACCACCAGCUGCUACUUCCGGGAUCGAAAACUGUACUGCAAACAGGACUACCAACAGCUAUUUGCUGCUAAGUGCAGCGGCUGCAUGGAAAAGAUCGCCCCAACAGAAUUUGUGAUGAGAGCCCUGGAAUGUGUUUACCACUUAAGCUGCUUCAGUUGCUGUGUCUGUGAACGACAGCUGAGGAAAGGAGAUGAAUUUGUUCUGAAGGAAGGACAAUUGCUCUGCAAAAGUGACUAUGAAAAAGAAAAAGACUUGCUGAGCUCAGUGAGCCCCGAUGACUCAGACUCAGUUAAAAGUGAUGAUGAGGAUGGAGAUGUUAAACCAACCAAAGGACAAGCAAGCCAAGGAAAAGGGAGUGAUGAUGGAAAAGACCCAAGGAGACCCAAACGACCAAGGACAAUACUUACAACACAGCAGAGAAGAGCAUUCAAAGCCUCCUUUGAAGUGUCUUCAAAGCCAUGUAGGAAGGUCAGAGAAACACUAGCAGCUGAAACAGGACUCAGUGUGCGAGUUGUCCAGGUCUGGUUUCAGAACCAAAGAGCAAAGAUGAAGAAACUAGCACGGAGGCAUCAGCAGCAGCAGGAGCAGCAAAAUUCUCAGCGACUAGGGCAAGCUGAGUAUGUGGUAGUUGGGGAGCAGCGAUCUGGUGAAUGCCUAACUCUGCCUGGUCUCUCACAUUCAGCCCCGCAGCAGACAGAAGUAAUGUCCAACCGAAUGGAAGGGAUGAUGACAUCUUACACACCACUUGCACCACCACAGCAGCAGAUUGUAGCAAUGGAUCAAAGCAGUUAUGGCACGGACCCAUUCCAGCAAGGUCUUACCCCUCCACAAAUGCCAGGAGACCACAUGAACCCCUAUGGAAAUGACUCCAUUUUUCACGAUAUCGACAGUGAUACCUCUUUGACUAGCUUGAGCGACUGUUUCCUUGCCUCCUCAGAAGUUAACUCCAUGCAGGCUAGAGUAGGAAACCCCAUUGACAGGCUGUACUCUAUGCAGAGCUCAUAUUUCGCCUCAUGAAAAUAAUAAUAAAAAAAACAAAUAGCUGGCGUAUCUUUAGCAAGUGACUUUUUGCAGAGCAGACUCUACAGCCAUAUGUUGCCCAGCUCUUCCUUCACAGUGACUCCUGCCGCCUCUGGACUGCCACGAGCAUUUUUAGGAGGACCAUGUAUUAAAUCAAUCAAUCAACCCACCAAUCCCUCUGCCCUCCUCCCCCAUACACAUCCUCAGUUAUCCAGCUUGGACCAGGCCAUGAGAAAAGCAUGGGACGAGUGGAACAUCCAGCUCUCCAGCAGCCCUUGGUUUGGUUUGAGCUCCGCAUUGUAAAGGAAAUGAUGGUGUGAAAAGCUAGACCUUUUUCCUCCUUUCUUUCUUCCUUUCGUUUGGAUAUUUAACCUUUUUUUAAAAGCCACUGAUACUGACAUCAGUCGACCAUAUGACGAAUAAAUCAAAGAAACUGGAGACUCCUCCCCUUUCUUACUGCAUGACUCAUACUAUGUUGUGGAUAAAUUGCCAUUUGAACUGUGAGAAGUUAAUGUAAAUGUGACGUUCAACAUUUGUUUCCUUUCUACAUUUUUUCUACAUAACCCUCGGUCUGCUCCUUAGUUUAUAGCCCUUAUACUGUAUGAGACUUAGAAAAACUGGUUAACAAGAAGCCUUGUGGCGAAGCCAGUGAUUUCAUAAUUGAAAAAGGGCUAUGACCCUGGAGAGAAGCUGCAUGUUAGGGACAGAUGCAUUUAGAUUAGUAUUAAUCUUGAAUAAUUAAAACAAAAGGUGCUUACA
This is a messenger RNA of Mauremys reevesii (Reeves's turtle), 2388 nucleotides long. RefSeq names its product LIM homeobox transcription factor 1 beta (gene LMX1B). The transcript has 9 exons. The record is from RefSeq and is a predicted model, not a curated record. Bases 340 to 1626 code for a protein of 428 amino acids. Gene Ontology annotation, cellular component: nucleus. NCBI's taxonomy places the organism in Eukaryota, Metazoa, Chordata, Testudines, Geoemydidae. Gene Ontology annotation, biological process: neuron differentiation; regulation of transcription by RNA polymerase II. Gene Ontology annotation, molecular function: DNA-binding transcription factor activity, RNA polymerase II-specific; RNA polymerase II transcription regulatory region sequence-specific DNA binding.